Messenger RNA from Racocetra persica, 904 nucleotides. The record is from the annotation of a GenBank genome assembly. NCBI's taxonomy places the organism in Eukaryota, Fungi, Glomeromycota, Glomeromycetes, Diversisporales, Gigasporaceae.
GUCCGUCUCACCUGAUAAUAACGAAAAAUAUGAAUAUGGCCGACCCUCUUCUCAAGAAUCGGGUCCUACGAAAAUUCAACAUGUACAGGAACAAAUAGACAGUACACAGAGUGAAAUUCAUAAGUCACUUUUUGAUAUGGCCAACCGAGGAAAAAAAUUGGGUGACUUGGAAGAACAAACGGCAAUGUUACAGGAGACCUCUAACGUUUUUAAGCUCCGAUCAAAACAAACUCGUGCUAAAAUGUGGUGGAAAGACACAAAAUGGACUAUUAUUCUUGUGAUCUUCGACAAAUAUCCACAUACUGAACAAAACUUUCUUGGUGGGUAUCUAGACGGUCCUGCUACAGCUGUGAGAUAUGUAGCUAAAAUGUGGUCCCCCAAAUUAUUAAAUCGUCUUCCAGCAGGAAAAUAUCGUUUAUCUUUGAUCGAUAAACAGAUGGCAGUUAGUGCAGCAAAAGCGAUUAAUAUUCCAAAUAAUGCUACGGUAAUUGAAAUAAAUUCCGGUUUAGGAUUUCUUACGCAUGCUCUACUUAAUAAUACCAACGCUAAAAGGAUAAUCGCAUUAGAUAAUGAUAAAGAUUGUGUGGAGAAUCUUGCGCGAUUAGCUGAAGAAUCUUCUGGCAGAUUAGAGGUUAUACAAGCUGAGAAUAACAUUGUUUCAAAAUUUGCAUCAAACAAACUUGAAGCAAUCUGUACGUGGUUACAAAAAGAGAAACUUGCUGAUAUGCAAAUAUAUCCAUGGGAAGAAGUUCAUCCAUCGUUUGUUUCCAUAUUUCAUCUACCAGAUAGAAUGAGUGGUGAUUAUUUGUUGAACCAGAUCAUGCAAGAUUUUUAUAAUCGAUCUGGAUUUCAGGCAUACGGACGCGUUCGGACAAAUGUGUUCUUGCCUGCGUACUUGUAUGAG